Molecule: messenger RNA, 393 nt
Organism: Daldinia childiae
Lineage: Eukaryota; Fungi; Ascomycota; Sordariomycetes; Xylariales; Hypoxylaceae
Exons: 2
Coding region: 1-393 (130 amino acids)
Source: RefSeq, a predicted model, not a curated record
AUGGGCGAGGAGCUCAGCAGUCAGGACGCUGCUAAGGCGCAGGACAUGGUCGCUGCGCUCAGGGAGGACGAGGGAAGACAGGUGACCUUGCUCCUGCACACGAUCCCCUGGCAAGUCUUGCGCUCGAUCGCGAUGCGUAUGGUAGCCUUCGACUUCUGGAAGAGAGACUCGGACAAUUGCGCGCUCUUGUACGACAAGGAGGGGCCCGGAGUUUACAUUGCUAUCAUUUCCGUGGUCAACCGUCAAGGCACACCAACGUUGGAAUACCUGAACGUCGCAGAAUUGGUAGAGAAAUUCGACAAGAAAAACAAGUUGACAAUGGAAGAGUUGAAACUACGCGAUGAGAAAGAAGAUGACGAAUUUAUAGUUGCUGAAUUGACUCGGGGCACUUAG